GGACUUUACGUAAUGACAUCAUCUCUGAAGGCCCUCCUUGUUAGCUGUGACUCGAAGGUUUUUUUAUUUUUUCAAUCAGCUUCGUCGGCUAAGCCAGAAACAUUCAACAAGGAGGCAACAUUAUGGAAAACAAUGUCACUCGAUAUAAUGUGCAGUUGUAUAUUUAUGAUUUGUCAAGGGGAAUGGCGCGAAACCUCAGUCCGAUCAUGCUGGGAAAACAACUGGACGGUAUAUGGCACACAGCAAUAGUGGCGUACGGGGAGGAGUUCUUUUUUGGAGGGGAAGGAAUCUCCAGCUGUUCGCCUGGUGGAACAAUGCUGGGACCUCCAGACACAGUUGUGGAGCUUGGUGAGACCGAAGUCUCGGAGGAGAUCUUCAUGGAAUAUCUGUCGUCUUUGGGAGAAAGCACUUACAGAGGUGAGAGGUAUCGACUGUUUGAGCACAACUGCAACACCUUCAGCAACGAGGUGGCUCAGUUCCUGACGGGAACGCCCAUCCCCUCCUACAUCACUGACCUUCCGUCUGAAGUCCUUGCCACACCGUUUGGCCAGAUGUUGCGGCCCAUCUUGGACAACAUCCACAUCGCCCCCCCAGGAGGCAACGCCAUCAACGGAGGGAGAAACCUCUAAACACACUUGGCUCAGUACCACUGGAGUCUCAUCUCAACUUCUUUUACUACUACAUUUGAUGCCAUAGGUCUUGGGAAGAUGAGACACCAUUACGCCCUUUAACCGAUUUAUAUAUAUAUUAACCACUCUAUAUGUAUAUAUAUAUAUAUAUAUAUAUAUAUAUAUAUAUAUAUAUAUAUAUAUAUAUAUAUAUAUAUUUGAUCAAGCUGACAUCCCCAUUUACUUUCCUGCACUGUCGAUAUUCAUGUACUAUAACGAUGUUAGUUAGUUAUUAUCUUUUUAGUUCUCAUACAUUUACACUUGUUUGGACAUUUUUUGCACAUUGGUGACUAAGUGAGUUUAGUUUUAAUGAUCAAUUUAAGUAGACAAACGAGGAACUUAAUUCAAAUCCUAAGCUGUGAGACUCCACUGCUGACCACAAUUAAACAUAUUUAUUUCAGAAACAUCUUUAAUAUAUAUUUAUUAUAAUCUAAUUUAUUGUUUCAGCAACAAUACUCUGAACAUCUUCGUCGACUCCCAUCACGCAUCCUUUUGUACCGUCUCAACCCCAGCAUUUGUUGACUUUCCCUUCUUAUUACAUUUGUUUACAAUUUGAUUUAUAGCAUAGGAUUGUUAGUAUCGGCUAGACAUGUCUGCUAAGGCUCGUUAUUUAGGUUGAAAUAUCAACAACACCCGUGUGUUUGUCUCGGUGUGCGACGACACACAUCUGUGCCUUCAUUCCUCUCGGCUUUUUUAACUGCAGGACUUGACGCCAAGUCGGAUAUCUUCUAUUCCUAUUGCUCAUGUGUAAAACAUCCAUCCAUCCAUCCAUCCGUCCAUCCAUCCAUCCAUCCAUCCAUCCAUUUUCUACCGCUUAUUCCCUUUGGCGCUGGUGAUGUGUAAAACAAGCUAAUACAAAACAUCAGAUAACAGCAGAUGUCACCAGAGAGAAGUCUUGAUUUCACACAUGUAUGUACAAAACCCAAAAGCAGUGAAGUUGUCUUAAAGGCCUACUGAAAUGAGAUGUUCUUAUUUAAACGUGGAUAGCAGGUCCAUUCUAUGUGUCAUACUUGAUCAUUUCGCGAUAUUGCCAUAUUUUUGCUGAAAGGAUUUAGUAGAGAACAUCGACGAUAAAGUUUGCAACUUUUGGUCGCUAAUAAAAAAGCCUUGCCUGUACCGGAAGUAGCAGACGAUGUGCGCGUGACGUCACGGGUUGUGGAGCUCCUCACAUCUGAACAUUGUUUACAAUCAUGGCCACCAGCAGCGAGAGCGAUUCGGACCGAGAAAGCGACGAUUUCCCCAUUAAUUUGAGCGAGGAUGAAAGAUUUGUGGAUGAGGAAAGUGAGAGUGAAGGACUAGAAAAGAAAAAAAAAGACUAUACAGUGGGAGCGAUUCAGAUGUUAUUAGACAAAUUUACUUGGAUAAUUCUGUAAAAUCCCUUUUCUGGUUAUUGUGUUACUAGUGUUUUAGUGAGAUUAUAUGGUCGUACCUGUACCCGGCCCCGCACCUUUCUUCAGCACCAGUCGACGAGUGGUGGCGAUGCCCAUCUCUGCCCCUCGCAAGGGACCCUCUUCGAAACACGAUCUUUUGAAAUGAUCGCUGCAUAAUACACUGUACUUUGUGUGUGUGGUCCAAUCCAACCGUGUUGACUUGACCGCUCUGUUCCAUAGUAAAGCUUCACCGUCAUCUUUCGGGAAUGUAAACAACGAAACACCGGCUGUGUUUGUGUUGCGAAAGGCGGCCGCAAUACACUGCUUCCCACCUACAGCUUUCUUCUUUGACGUCUCCAUUGUUCAUCGAACAAAUUGCAAAAGAUUCAGCAACACAGAUGUCCAGAAUACUGUGGAAUCAUGCGAUGAAAUAUUAGACGGUGCUGGAACAAAAUGUCCUCUACAAUGCGUGACGUCACGCGCACGCCUCAUCAUACCGCGAGGUUUUAGCAUGAUACUUCUGCGCGAAAUUUAAAAUUGCAAUUUAGUAAACUAAAAAGGCCGUAUUGGCAUGUGUUGCAAUGUUAAUAUUUCAUCAUUGAUAUAUAAACUAUCAGACUGCGCGGUCGCUAGUAGUGGCUUUCAGUAGGCCUUUAAUGGUAAAUAAAAAGAGAAUACAAUGAUUUUCUAAUCCUUUUCAACUUAUAUUCAAUUAAAUAGACUGCAAAGACAAGAUAUUUCAUGUUCACACUGAGAAUCUUAAUUUUUAUUUUUAUUUUGCAAAUAACCAUGAACUUAGGAGUUAAUGGCAGCAACACAUUGCAAUAAAGUCAUUUUUACCAGUGUGUUACAUGGCCUUUCCUUUUAACAACACUCAGUAAAGGUUUGGGAACUGAGAAGACACAUUUUUGAAGUAGAAUUCUUUUCCAUUCUUGCUUGAUUUUUUUCAGUUUAAGUUGUUCAACAGUCUCCCUUCUCAAAUUUUAGCCUUCACACAUUUUAAAUGACUACAGAAAGUCCAGUCUAUUACCCGCACUCUUUUACUACAAAGCCACGCUGUUGUAACACGUGGCUUGGCAUCGUUUUGCUGAAAUAAGCAGGGGCGUCCAUGAAAGGAACAUACUGUAUGUUGCUCCAAAACCUGUAUGUACCUUUCAGCAUUAACGGUACCUUCACAGAUGUGUAAGUUACCCAUGCUUUGGGCACUAAUGCACCCCCAUACCAUCACACAUGCUGCCUUUUACACUUUGACCCUAGAACAAUCCGGAUGGUUCUUUUCCCCUUUUUUGGUCCACGACAUCCACAGUUUCCAAAAACAAUCUGAAAUGUGGACUCGUCAGACCGGAGAAAAACGUUUCCACUUUGCAUCAGUCCAUCUUAGAUGAGCUCGGGCCCAGCGAAGCCGGCGGCAUUUCUGGGUGUUGUUGAUGAAUAGCUUUGGCUUUGCAUAGUAAUAAUAAUAAUGAUAAUAAUAAUAAUGGAUUUGAUUUAUAUCGCGCUUUUCUAUUGUUAUAUACUCAAAGCGCUCACAGAGAAGUGGGAACCCAUCAUUCAUUCACACCUGGUGGUGGUAAGCUACAUUUGUAGCCACAGCUGCCCUGGGGUAGACUGACGGAAGCGUGGCUGCCAGUUUGCGCCUACGGCCCCUCCGACCACCACCAAUCAUUCAUUCAUCGUUCUUUCACCAGUGUGAGUGGCACCGGGGGCAAAGGGUGAAGUGUCCUGCCCAAGGACACAGCGGCAGCGACUUUGAUGUCAAUAGGUGGGAAGCGAACCUGCAACCCUCAGGUUUCUGGCACGGCCGUUCUACCCACUACGCCAUGCCGCCCCGUAGUAGUAGUUUUAACUUGCACUUACAGAUGUAGCGACCAACUGUAGUUACUGACAGUGGUUUUCUGAAGUGUUCCUGAGCCCACGUGGUGAUAUCCUUUACACACCGAUGUCGCUUUUUGAUGCAGUACCGCCUGAGGGAUCCAAGGUCCGUAAUAUCUUGGCUUAUGUGCAGUGCUUUCUCUGGAUCCUCUGAUGGUAUUACGGAGCAAGAAUAGUGAAAUCCCUAAAUUCUUUGGUUAACAAAUGUUGUUCUUUAACAUUUUGCUCAGGCAUUUGUUGACAAAGUGGUGACCCUCGCCCCGUCCUUGUUUGGGAACGACUGAGCAUUUCACGGAAGCUGCUUUUUUUUUUUUUACUCAAAAAUGGCGCCCACCUGUUCCCAAUUAGCCCGUCCACCUGUGGGAUGUUCCAAAUAAGUGUUUGAUGAGCAUUCCUCAACUUUCCCAGUCUUUUUUGCCACUUGUGCCAGCUUUUUUGGCACAUGUUGCAGCCAUCAAAUUCCCAAUGAGCUCAUAUUUGCAAAACAUAACAACAUAUCUUGUCUUUUGCAGUCUAUUCAAUUGAAUAUAAGAUGAAAAAUAUUAGCAAAUGAUUAUAUUUUGUUUUUAUUUACUAUGUACACAACGUGAAAACUGCACUGUUUUUGUGUUUAGGAUUAGAAGAAGGACUAGAGAAGCACAUUAGAAAGACUGAUUCAACCAGCAUGAACUAUUCUACCUUGCAUGCCGCCAUCAAUACUAAGCACACUUUAUUUAUGUUUGUGCACUGAAAUAACAUUAAAACAUAAUUGAACAAUAAUCCAACCUCCGCUCACACUUGACUUGUAACCUGACCAAUGAAAUGUAUCAAUGAACAAAUCGUCGUUUUUGUUCCCCCCAAAUGUUGUUUCUGGCUUCCUAAUAUUCUUAGGAUAUAAGAUAUUAGAUAUAAUGUUUAUGCAAAUUGUUAAUGUUGUUUGUGUAAUUGUUUUUGGAACUUGACCAACACAUAAAGCCAUUGAUUACAACUUU
Messenger RNA from Nerophis ophidion (straightnose pipefish), 4881 nucleotides. RefSeq names its product desumoylating isopeptidase 1a (gene desi1a). The transcript has 6 exons. The record is from RefSeq and is a predicted model, not a curated record. Gene Ontology annotation, biological process: protein modification by small protein removal. Lineage: Eukaryota; Metazoa; Chordata; Actinopteri; Syngnathiformes; Syngnathidae. Gene Ontology annotation, molecular function: peptidase activity. The coding region runs from base 123 to 629 and encodes 168 amino acids.